AGUUUUUACAAAGACUAGACUAAGCCAAAGAGUUCAUGCCGUUAAAGAAUCGCAUGAAUACCGGUAAUUCCUACUAGAAUGAUAUCAAAUUGUGAUUAACAGCUCAAUUUUCAUUUAACUGUAUUUUUCAAUUAACUGUAAAUAAGAGAAUAGUUUUACUAUGUGAAUAAUGAAAUAAUUUCGCUGAGAUACAUGUAGUUUUGGCUUGUUUAAUUUUUAGAUAUCGUUGAAAAAAAAAACACUAUAAUAAUAGCUAUUAUUUUUUUGAUUAUGAACUAAAUAUUUUUUAUGAGGUCAACAUAUUACCAAGAAAUAAACAGGAAUGGGUGAGUGGAAGGAUGGAUGUGUGGAUUUAGAAAAUUAUCUCUGAUCAUGAGUGUUUUAUCUCGGCUUUACUUGAAUCUGCUUCACUCAACUUCGAUUUUAAAAUCGUCGAUUUUGUAAAUAUCUCAUUAUGGACUUGAUAUACAUGAUUGCAAUACACGAUUGCGAUAAUUAUAACGCACUGAGUAGGCUUAUCACAAUAACUUAAGAAUACUCGAAUAUAUUCAGUUGAUAUAUGAAAUAUAUUCAAAUGUCAACGUAUUUAACAGGUGAUCAAGAAAAUGCCGGUAAUGUCGUACAUAAUAGGACAUCAGUGUAGAGUAUUCAAUCUAUAUAGAGAAGGUAAAGGGAGCCGAGACCUCAGCUAAUAGCUUCAUUGUUGACUACCAAUAAAACAUUCUAUUGACUAUUUAAAUUUUACCUAUUUCUUUGAAAGUUGUUUAUUGUAUCUCUAAAGAACUUCGACAAAGCGAGAACGAACAUACAGUCAUGCAAAGCGAAACUCAACAGAUGAAUGACGAAUUCAAUAUACACUGCAAUUCACCCUUUGACAAAGGAUUCAAAACGUUUUGAUAUUGCGCUAGACAUUAAAUAGCAAACUGCCUAUACCCGAUUGUACUCGCACAACCAUCAUCGCGUCUUAAGCAUACCCCUAUGCUUUCAGUGGGAUCUUCCCAUCUUUAUGCAGAAAAAGGACGGUCUUAUUUAAAAUGAUUUAUGAGACAAUUUGACGUCAUAUGUAUUUUGCGGAAAGUUUGAAUAAGACAAAAGAGAGUUUCGAUGACUUAUAGAAAUAGCUGUCGGAUUAUUAUCGGUGAAUGCGCAUCAUUUGUGUUUUGAAGAAGAAAAAAAAAAGAAAUUCUUGUAAAUAUUUUCAACCAAAAUGUAACUCUAGUAUAGUUUGGAAGUGAAACAAAAAAAACUCGUGUACAGAAGAAAGAGAGAGAGAGAGAGAGAGAGAGAAACUAAACUCCAAAGAUGGCAUAUUGUGGGAGUGCAUCUAAGUGGGCUAAGAUCGGCCUAGUGUUUCAGUACAUCGGACUGGCCCUGUUCCUGUCCGGAUUCGGGACCAUAGGAUGGAUGGUGACCCAGACAGUACAGAACAACAAGGACAUCACAGUGGGACUGUUCAAAAUGAUCGACUGUUCCUCUGGAAGCUGUGCGACUUCUGACAUAACCAGCGACUAUCAAAACAAUGGGCGGGACGGUACCCUGGGAAUGAUGAUCGUAGUACUCAUAGUGGCGGUACCCAUCACAGUGAUGUACAGUAUCUAUGUAGCCACGGAGGCCGCCAGGUCAAAGUGUCUCGCCCUCCUCGUCAUCAUCUCUGAGUUUGUAGCAGCCUUGUUAGCUGUGAUUGGGAUGAUUAUCUACGCUGUUCUUCUUCCGACUGACUUUUAUACCUCAUACUCUCUGGGACUCAUCACGCUGGCCGCGGGUCUCUUUGCAACAGCCGGGUGUCUACUCAUACCAGACGUGCGCAACAACAUUUACAAAACUACCAAAACGCGCGUGACUCCACCACCGCCGUCUCCCAGUCUGCCGCCGAUUGAGAGUCCCCCUCCACGGUACAGGGAGCACACUCCAGAGUACUACACCCCGAGCCCCCGCCCACAGAAGAAGCGCGGCUACUGGGAGUACAAGGAGUACGAGACGCCCCGCCCCACGGAGCGCCGGACACCGAGGGACGUUGUGAGGGUGCAUUUACGCUCCACCACUCCCCUUUCGGUGGGGAACUUUUCCACAACCUCUACACCUCGCCGCUACGGUACUCCCCCGGCGGUUCAGAGAUACGAUUAUAAGGCCAGGUAAUUCGAUGCCGACUUUUGAAAGUGUUAGUGGCCAAGCUCAAAUUAUCCAACUAAAAAGAUCCCACUGAAGGAGUGAGAUUUCCAUGACGUUGCUACGAUAUAUAGGAUAGUUAACAGUUAGCGCAUGUGUGUUAUAAAUGCAUUGCAUGCAUGGCGAAGAUGGUGUCACGACUUCGGGAACUAAAUUUGAACAAAUAUCAGGAAUAUGCGAUCAUUAAUGUCUCAAAGUUGCACAUACAUGCAAAAACACACACAUCUGUCUCGAAAAUUCUAGUGAAAAUUCAAUAUUCUUUUAUAUCCUUUUCAAGACUGACAAACCAUAUCCGACACUAUUAUGCUGUACCUUGGCGUCUGUCAAAAGCAUGUAAAGACUUUCCAACGGUGUUUUGUCUUCUAAUCAAAUGCAUAUCGCUCUGAGAUGUAAAGGUAUAGAGUCGUACUAUUUACCUUCAAAAAUCUGUCGAAGAACAUCCAAAGAAAACCUUUUUUUCUUUCUAAAAGGGCUUUAUCAACGAAAAACAUUAUAUAUAAAAACGUUUUAUUGUUUAAAAGUGCACAUGAUAUGAUUGUCAAUGUAAUCGGUAAACAUGGCCAUUCUUUGACGAACUUCGAGAGAGAAAUCGGGUUUUUCAGAUGAAUAUAAAAAUAUAGAAUAUACAUAUUGUGUUUUAAAAAAACUUAAAUUUCUCUGGAGUCAAAGUUUUGAAAACGAGAUUGCAAAACAUAUUUCAUUAUUCCUCGUUUUAGUAACAGGACACUUAACUUAAUUGUAUAAACAUUGUAUGUUCGUCCUAGAUUUGUGUUAAACGAGAUCAUUACUUCGUUUUAUCUUCGUUGGAGAGAACCGGGGGGGGGGGGGGGUUGUUACUUCCAAAAUAUAAACAUUAUCCGUUUUUUUUGUUAUUGUUCGGUGUGGGAACGAUUGUUACAAAACUGUUCUAGUACACAAUAAAACAUUUUGACAGUAUUUCACAAGUGCUAGUGAGAAGUUUAACCAUGAAUUGUUAUAUAUGUUUGGUUAUAUUUACUUCACCCAUGACAUGCUAUUUAUAUAUUUUUAUAAGACUGUGAUUUGUCUAUAUUGUCUGUGAUUUAUUUAUUUUUCCAUUACUUGUUGAACCUUGUUGAAUAAAUCUUUGUUACUCGG
Magallana angulata is the source of this 3282-nucleotide messenger RNA. RefSeq lists its product as uncharacterized. Bases 1303 to 2136 code for a protein of 277 amino acids. The transcript has 3 exons. The record is from RefSeq and is a predicted model, not a curated record. NCBI's taxonomy places the organism in Eukaryota, Metazoa, Mollusca, Bivalvia, Ostreida, Ostreidae.